CUCUACUCUGUGCUCGGGGUGACGAAGAGUGCAACUCAAAGCGAAAUUAAAGCUGCCUACCGUCGUGCUCUACUGCGCCACCACCCUGACAAGAACCAACAUGUUCAAAGCACUGGUGGCUCUCUGUUCAGUGAUCGACAUCCCAUAACGCUCAUCCGGGCUGCAUACUCCACCCUGGCUGAUCCGCAAUCAAGACUGUUAUAUAACUCACACGAGCAAGUAGCAUUCAAGCCUUCAAAAGAGCAGAGGGCAGCGGAAGUUGUUUCAUUAGAUAGGUUUGAGAUGCAUCGUGGCGUUGAAGACACGGAUGAUUACUGGUUAUAUCCAUGUCGAUGUGGAUCGUCGUAUAGGAUCAAUGAGAAACAAAUGAAUCGAGACGUGCAUUUGGUGGGAUGCCAAGGAUGCUCAGAAGCGGUGUGGGUUGGGUACGAGGCAGUGGAUGAGUAG
Cantharellus anzutake is the source of this 447-nucleotide messenger RNA. RefSeq names its product DnaJ domain-containing protein. The record is from RefSeq and is a predicted model, not a curated record. The transcript has a single exon. NCBI's taxonomy places the organism in Eukaryota, Fungi, Basidiomycota, Agaricomycetes, Cantharellales, Hydnaceae. Gene Ontology annotation, biological process: positive regulation of ATP-dependent activity. Gene Ontology annotation, molecular function: ATPase activator activity; ferrous iron binding. The annotation marks the transcript as partial.